Molecule: messenger RNA, 3908 nt
Organism: Malaclemys terrapin pileata
Lineage: Eukaryota; Metazoa; Chordata; Testudines; Emydidae
Product: GDNF-inducible zinc finger protein 1-like
Exons: 8
Coding region: 224-3130 (968 amino acids)
Biological process (GO): regulation of transcription by RNA polymerase II
Molecular function (GO): protein binding; RNA polymerase II cis-regulatory region sequence-specific DNA binding; DNA-binding transcription factor activity
Source: RefSeq, a predicted model, not a curated record
CUGAGUCCGGCGGUGCGGAGCGCAGCGCAACGCGGGCAGGAGCCGAGCCCCAUGAGACUGCGCGAGAGCAGCGCGCUCCGCCUGGCAGGCAGCAUCUCUGGUCAGCGCUUCCCUCCUAUCUCGGAGCCCCGCAGCCGAAGCAUGGCCCCUCCCAGUGAUCAGUGGCGCAGUCAUCACUGAGAGACUGUGGUCAGGCAGCCCGAGCACUGGGACAGACACAAGGAUGGAGAAGAAGAAAAUUCUAAUGAAAUCCAAAGUUGCUGCUUCCAACCUUCUGCGUGCGCUGCAUUCGCUCUAUCAGUUUGGUCACCUCUGUGAUGUGAGGGUCCAUACGGAGCACCUUGGGAUUCAGGAGGAGUUUCUGGUUCAUAAGGCUGUCUUGGCUGCUUCCAGCAAUUACUUUAAAGGGCUUUUUCUUCACGGUGAGAUGUUGGAUGCUAAGAAUUGCACCGUGAUGCUACAGGACAUUUACACAGAAGAAUUCACCUCCUUUCUGGAAUUUGUCUACACUGCAGAAGUAGAGAUUGACGCAGAAAAGUUGCAUCGGAUGAAGGAGGUGGCCGAGAGACUCGAGUGCAAGGAUUUGCUUGACAUUUGUGAAGAAAUGAAGGCAGAGCGUAGAAAAGCCUUAGAUUUGAGUGUCCAUUUGAAAGGUCAGAUAUGUGCAAAUGGUGGGUCCCAGUGUGCUCCUGUCCAGCAAGCAGAAGACAUUGAAGUGAAUGAUUCUUCCCAAAUUGGAGUGACAUCCAUGAAGAGAAAAUGUUGGGACAGCCAGGAAUGCAGAAAAUUGCUACCAGACUACGAGAUUGUUGAUGGACAACCUGCAAAUCCCAAUAAAGGUGGGACAGAUCUUCCAGAGUUGAAAGCUGGGAUGGUAAAGUCAGACAAACAGAACAAAAUAGAGACAGGUGAGAUGAUUAGCAUGGAUACAGUCAACCCAGAGGAAAAUAAGACAAGCCAUUGUUCCCUAAACCGGUCAAACUCAAAGGAAACCUGCAUAGUGAUUAAAAGUGUGCUUCCUGGCCAGGAGGAGGAUGAAAAUAGUUUAAUUUCUGAGCUCCCCAGUAAAACCGAACGUAGGAAAUCACCUCGCAACGUAUCAAAAGUCUUGCCACAAAUGUACACGUGUGAGAAGUGUAACCAGUCAUUCCAUUUCAUCAAACACUAUCAGUCACACAUGGAGCUGGAACAUGACAUCAACAUUGUGCUCAAACACAGCUGCAAUAUGUGCGACCAGCUCUUCUCGAAUCGCCAGAACCUCAGGCAGCACCGCCUCACGGUUCACAAUGACGAGCGACGCUUCCCCUGCGUGUUUUGUGAGAAGAGGUUCAAGCGCCCGAAGGAUAUAAAUGACCAUAUCCGGAGGGUGCAUGAAAAGAAAAGGAAUCCCCAGGCGUGUCCAUACUGCAACAAGGUUAUCAGCUCCAAAUGCGGCCUGACAGUUCACAUUCGAACCCACACUGGAGAGAAACCUUAUAAGUGUGAACGCUGCCCAGCCAGCUUUGCUCAGAGGUCUGCUUACAAUACCCAUGUAAGAAAAAGACAUGAAUCUGGGCAAGACAGGAAGCUUAUGCCAGUCUACUGGAUGGUAGUUCCACCUGCAGAUAGACCAGAUGCAACAUACUGUGAAACAAAUAUUAGCAAAGAAAGAUGGGAUGGGGCAUCAGAUACUGGGUUGCGAAAAGCUACCAGGAGCAAAGAAGCCAGGGACUACGAGGAAGAACCAGGGAGCUCAUCUAAUGCACGAGUGGAUUGCAGCAAUGAAGGGGAAGAAAGGAAGGGGCAAUAUGAUGAAGCUGAAGCUAACAGAGAAGACGAAAAUGAAGACGGGGAUGAGGAUGAAGAAGAAACAAAUGUGAAGGGGGAAGAGGAGGGAGAUUACGAUGCAGUUUACUCUGAAGCAGAUGGUAGUAAAGAUAACGAGGAUGUUAGUACGGAUGACGACGAUGACUCCUGUAAUGAUAAAGAUGCUGAAGAAAAUGAAUCGGGUGAAGACUUUAAAAUAAAGAAGGUAAAUAAGGCCCGGGUAACUAAGAAGUCUGCCUAUGUUAUAACAUGCGAUAAAUGUGAUGAACAGUUUGUAUCUCGGAAAAAAUAUGUGGAUCACUGCAAAGAUGUUCAUCAGUCCUUGCCCGGUAAAGUCUAUCAGUGUGAUAUCUGUAGCAAGUCAUUUGCUAGCUACAACAGCUGGAAAGAGCACAGAGCGUGUGUCCACACUGAAGAAAGGCAGUUUGCCUGCACCAUCUGCAAUGCUACGUUUAAAAGAAAGAGAGAUGUGAGGACACAUUAUAUGCGGAAGCAUGAAGGGAGAGUGAAACGCCCACUGUGUUCGGUCUGUGGGAAGAUUCUGAGCUCUCGAACGGCAUUGGUGUUUCACAUGCGGACACAUACAGGGGAAAAACCCUACGAAUGUAGCAUUUGUCAUUCAAAAUUUGCACAGCCGUCACAGCUUAAGAUCCACACCAGGUCCCAUACAGGAGAAAAGCCAUAUAUUUGUGAGGACUGCGGAGCUUGCUUUGCUGACAAAGGCAAACUAAAUGGUCACAAGAGGACACAUACAGGAGAGCGUCUCUUUAAAUGUGAUGUGUGUGGAAAACAUUUUGCCACCAAUGAAUACUUAAAAUGCCAUAAGCGAUGCCACAUGGGAGCUAAGCCCUAUAAAUGUGAUGUUUGUGGGAAAACGUUUGGACUGAGAGCCUCGCUAGCCCAACACAGUAAUGUUCAUGCAGAGACACGUCCAUAUUUCUGCGAACAGUGCGGAAAAACAUUUACUCAGCAAGGAGCUCUCAGGCGUCACCAACGUAUUCACACCGGUGAAAAACCAUACAAGUGCAGGGCUUGUGAGAGAACCUUCACAGACAUGUCCACCUUACGGAGACACGUAUCGAUCCAUGACCGGAAUGCUCACUGGAGAAGUUUCUUAAUAGAUCUUACUACCAAAAAAGACCAUAAUUGGUCCAAAAUAGAAACCUUAUCAGAUGUCUGUAUGGGUGGGGACUCAGCACCUGAAAUUUGGUCAGUUGACCAAGGUAAACUUUAUAAACCAGAAAGUAUUAGUGUAAAAAAAGCAGAACAGAGGCCAUCUAGUGUUAACAUGCGAGACGCUGAUCACUCCCUUUUAUACUUGUAACUCUUAUUGCUCUAACCAGAAAACUAUAAAAUCUCUUGUUACACUAUGAAUGAAAACAUUUCAAAUCUUUUUUCAAUAUAGUUGCUUCAUUUUUAAGCUAUGUGAGAUACUCUUAUCUUUUUGCAUUUGAUACGAAAUGUUACAUUGCAGUCUUUUAUCUUGUUAUGGUAAACUAUUUAUGCCAAUUAGGUGUUAGACCUGUGCACAGAGUUUUAUUUUUUAAAAAUAUCUUGAAUAUAUCACACAGUAAAAUACCCAUUUAAUUAAAGUAUAUAUGUUUGUUUUGUGUGUGUGUAUCUAUAUAUACAUGCACAUGCAUAAUAAUGUUCUUGUAAAUUAUUGUCUUUAUAAUAAAGAUAUUAUGUUUAGAACAAUCCACAUAAAAUGAUAAUCUAUGCUGUAUCUAAUUUAUUUGUACAUAUUUUAUUGUAAAAUAUUUUUAACUUUCUUGAUCAAUACAAAAAUGUUCAAAUAUUUGCUCUGUAAUGUUACAAACCAACUAGAACGUAGCUGGUUAAUGACAGAAGUCAGUGGUAUAUGCCGUUUCCCAGCUUUCCAUGGUUCAUUUUGUCUUCAUACUGUGAUAUUUGCUUUUAACCCCUAAAUAUAAUUUCUUUGUAUACUGUAAAAAUAAACUUCAAAAUUAUUUCUUAAAGAGUGAUGGGACACCUCUUAGAUCCAUAUGUAUAAUAAAUAAUGAGGAGCUGUGAAUUAUGGGCUCAGUUUUAUAAUUCAAAGGUUUGAUUGCACAACCCUAGAUUAAAAUAAAUCGUCUUUU